Ascoidea rubescens DSM 1968 is the source of this 1930-nucleotide messenger RNA. It is a transcript of the gene TAF12, whose product is annotated as Taf12p. The record is from RefSeq and is a predicted model, not a curated record. Gene Ontology annotation, cellular component: SAGA complex; SLIK (SAGA-like) complex; transcription factor TFIID complex. Gene Ontology annotation, biological process: RNA polymerase II preinitiation complex assembly; DNA-templated transcription initiation. Gene Ontology annotation, molecular function: protein heterodimerization activity; DNA binding; TBP-class protein binding. The coding region runs from base 16 to 1833 and encodes 605 amino acids. Lineage: Eukaryota; Fungi; Ascomycota; Saccharomycetes; Ascoideales; Ascoideaceae. The transcript has a single exon.
GCAAAGGGCAGCGAAAUGAACAUCAACGAGUUAAACAACCAGAUCAAGAAAUGCUCGGAGGUAAUAAAGGUUUUCAAUAAAGAGAACAGCUCCAACAACGGUCUAGACCAACUGAAGGAGGUUUUGAUGGUGAAGGAGAGACUUAGGCAGCUAAAUAUCCUUAAGAGAACUUUUUUAAACAAUGAACUUAACAACCUCCAACUUUCCCAAGCAAAUAACAACAACAAUGUGGUUUAUUCUGCUUUACAAGCUAUGAGUCUUUCUCAGUUGAAAGAUCAGUAUUCCAAGUUACAACUAGUUAUACGUCAAUUGAAUGAAAGAAUCCUGCAAACAGUAAAUAAAAAUGAUGAAAACAUUCCUCAAGACAACAGACCAGAAAUCGCUGCCACUUUGCUUGAUUUGCAAAAAAGGCUAGCAUCCUGCUCAGAGUCUUCAAAGAAAAUAUUCAACGAGCUUCAAAGAAGACAAGCACAAAAUAACAUGUCAAAUGCUAACCAACAAGCACAACCACAACCACAACCACAACCACAGAAUCAAAACCAAAACCAAAACCAACAUCAGAAACCAGACUCACAAGUACAAUCUGAUACUCAAGUACAAUCUGAUACUCAAGUACAAUCUGAUACUCAAGUGCAAAAUAACAAUCAACAAAAAUCCCAAAAUCCUAAUAUUAAUUUGUCGAUGGACCAGCUAAACCAAAUAGAUGAAGCAAAAAAACGAACUUUAGCAAUUCAAUUGCAACAACUGCAAAAACAACAAUUACAUGUAUUACAACAACAGCAACUACAACGAAAACAGCAACAAGCUCAAGCUCAAUCUCAGUCACAAUCUCAAUCUCAAUCUCCACCUUUAUCACACCAACAACAAACACAGCAAAAACAGCAAUCAUUGCAGAAUCAACAGUCAAAACAGCAGAAUCAGACUUUGCAACAAUAUCAACAACAAAGAAUUCAACAACAAAUGUUGCAAGCACGCGAUGGUGGUGCAAAUAAUGGACCAUCCCAGACUCAACUGUCACAAAACUCAAAUCCAAAUAUCCAGAAUAACCUAAACAACCAAAAUAACCAAAAUAACCAAAACAAUCAGAACAAUCAGAACAAUCAAACAGCUCAGAAUAAUAACCUAAACGCUUCAUCCAGUUCUAGAGCAUCUUCACUAGUUGGAAGGAGUUUAAGUUCUAGUGUCAACUCUUCCGCCAAUAUUAAUAAUAGAAAUAAUAAUUACAAAGUCAAUCGAUCUGGAUCAUCAAAUAAUAUGUCUCAAAUGGUAGGUCAUAAUUCUUUAAACAAUAAUUUUCCUGACACUUCAAGUGUUAUUAAAGAAAAGCUUCCUCCAAUUGCUAUCUCGGAUCAAAUUAAUGUUAAACCAUCUGUACCUGUCCCAUUCAAACAACAAAGACCUACAAUCACAGCGGGAAAUCCAAUUACUCCAAUCUUGUCUACGCCUUCAUUAAUUAAAAUGGCUCCUUAUGAAUUACACAGCGAUCGUAUUUUAUCAAAAAGAAAGUUAAGUGAAUUGGUUAAAAGUGUUGGGAGUGAUGAAGGUGAUGGUGAAACUGGUAUAGAUGGCGAUGUUGAAGAGUUAUUAUUAGAUUUAGCUGACAGUUUUAUUGUUGAUGUUACUAGCUUUGCUUGUAGAUUGGCCAAACAUCGUAAAGUCGAUUCAAUUGAAGUUAAGGAUUUACAAUUGACAUUAGAAAAAAAUUGGGGCAUUAGAAUUCCUGGCUAUUCUUCCGAUGAGAUCAGAAGUAUAAGAAAAUGGGCUCCAACUUCUUCUUAUAAUCAAAAAGUCAAUGGAGUCAAUAUUUCACGUUCAGUUGAUGGUCAAUUAUAAAUAAGGCUUUCUCUUAAUUUUAAUUGCGAAUUUUUUGAAGUAGUUGAAAAAAUAAAUCGAUUUUCUAAUUUUUUUAAUAAACAGUAUAUCUAUUUAA